Messenger RNA from Paramuricea clavata, 862 nucleotides. NCBI's taxonomy places the organism in Eukaryota, Metazoa, Cnidaria, Anthozoa, Malacalcyonacea, Plexauridae. The record is from the annotation of a GenBank genome assembly.
AUGAUACAUUUGGUGCAAAAUGGCACUGGUUUCGAUACGAAUGUCAAGGUAGGGCAAUUGCUAGAUAGUAUACUUCAAAAUAAGGUUUCCGUUUUUAUAUCAAUUUUUAAAAUAAGUUAGGGUUAGGUUAAGGUUUAGGUUAGGGUUAGGUUAAGGUUAAGGUUAGGGUGAGGGAUAGUAUUAGGGUUAGGGUUUAGUUUUGAGUUAGGAUAGUUUUUUCUACCUUAUAAAAACGGAAACCUUAUUUUGAAGUAUAAUAUCUAGCGAUCACCAACAAGGUAGAGGUAGUAUCCAUUGUCAUGGUACUGCUAAACUAAAUAAUGACCCAGGUUUGUGUCAACUUACUCAGACUGCUUUGAAAGGAUUCUUAGCUCAAAAAUUUAAAGAUGAAAAUGAUUGUUCUGAUACAACUGAACUAGACCAGUAUAUUGAAGCUGGUAAGAAAGCAGCUGACACAGUAUGUCAGUAUGUUGAUUGGUUAUUAUCAACCGUCAAUCCUAAUCCACCAGAUGAGGACAUGUGGAUACGACCUGAGGUCCAUCCAUGUCAAAGAAGUCAUGAUGACAUUCCUGAACAUGAAAAACAAUCAGAUUAUGUAGAUCUAUUAAACAUGGUUCAACGACACACUCGUUGUAGUACAAGUUAUUGUCUUAGAAAGAAAUCAAAUGAAACAGAGUUGAAAUGUAGAUUUCAUUUCCCUUUUGAUAUUUGUCCUAAGACAAAAUUAGAAUUUGAAAAAGUUCACACUUCUGGUGAUAAUGAGCAUUAUCAAGCAAAGAUUGUGACUAAACGAAAUGACUCUAGGUUAAAUAACCAUCAACAACUUCAGCUCCAAGGAUGGAGAGCUAACUGUGAUAUUCAA